AUGAGGAAUUAUAAUAUUCUUUCAGUAAUUUUUACAUUAUUUUUAAACAUAUUAGAAAUUUAUUCUAACAGACUAUGUAUACAUUUACCAAAUAUUGCUCUUAUUGGUGGAACAUAUGACGAAUUGGCAAAUGUUGAUAUUAAAACAUGUUGUAUGAGUUGUUGGAAUGAUCCAUGUUGUAUGUUUUAUACUUAUGAUGUAAAUAAACGACAUUGUGAUAAAAAAGCUACUAUAACUGAAUCAAAAAAUCAACGUGAUAUUGUAAGUGGUGUCAAACCAAAUGAUUUUCGUGGUUCAGGAGCACGUUUAAGAAAUAUUAAAAUAUGGGGUGGUAAGGGAAAUCAAAUUGAAGUUGACACAUUACAAGAUUGUGAAAAUUAUUGUUAUGCAUUUAGUAUGUGUACAUGGAUGUUAAAACCAAAAAAUCAUAUUUUAAAUGAAGGUGAUAAAAAAGGAAAAUGUACUUGUUAUAAACAAAUUGAUCAUCUUGUAUAUGCUUAUGGUAUAAAUUCAUCUAUAAUGCCACAUACACAAUUUGGUAAUUAA
Messenger RNA from Strongyloides ratti, 546 nucleotides. RefSeq names its product Apple domain-containing protein. Gene Ontology annotation, molecular function: protein binding. The record is from RefSeq and is a predicted model, not a curated record. The coding region runs from base 1 to 546 and encodes 181 amino acids. The transcript is spliced from 3 exons. NCBI's taxonomy places the organism in Eukaryota, Metazoa, Nematoda, Chromadorea, Rhabditida, Strongyloididae. Gene Ontology annotation, biological process: proteolysis. Gene Ontology annotation, cellular component: extracellular region.